GAUCUCUGACCCUCGGCUGCAGCAUCUGUAGGGAUGCUGAGCUUCUCAGAUCAGGUGUCCAUUAAGGAGUUUCAUUUUUGAAGUGGACAGCUUUGAUGCGGCACGGUGCUGAAGACAGUCCAAGAUGACAGAAGAGGUGAUCGUUAUCGCCAAGUUCGAUUACAUGGCCCAGCAGGACCAGGAGCUGGACAUUAAGAAGAACGAGCGGCUCUGGCUGCUGGACGACUCGAAGUCCUGGUGGCGCGUCCGCAACGCGACCAACAAAACCGGCUUCGUCCCGUCCAACUACGUGGAGCGGAAGAACAGCGCCAGGAAAGCCUCGAUCGUCAAGAACCUCAAAGACACUCUAGGGAUCGGAAAGGUGAAGCGGAAAACAGGAAUGAGGGAUACGGCAUCAAACGCAGAGGCGGACUUUUACCCAGACAACGGUGAGCGGCUGUACGACCUGAACAUGCCGGCGCUGGUGAAGUUUAACUACACUGCCGAGCGGGAGGACGAGCUGUCUCUGGUCAAGGGCACCAGAGUCAUCGUCAUGGAAAAGUGCAGCGACGGCUGGUGGAGAGGCAGCUACAACGGGCGCUCUGGCUGGUUCCCUUCCAACUACGUGACGGAAGACUCGGACGGCUCAGCCAGCAACGACAUGAUGGGCUUGUCGGAGAAGCUGGCCGCCGUGGUACACAGCGCAAACGGCAAUCGGGUGCUCCAUACGGUUCAGGCUCUGUAUCCGUUCAACUCGACUAACGAUGAGGAGCUCAACUUCGAGAAAGGGGAAGUGAUGGAUGUCCUGGAGAAGCCGGAAAACGACCCGGAGUGGUGGAAGUGCCGCAAAGCUGACGGGCAGGUCGGUCUUGUGCCCAAGAACUACGUCACCAUGUUGCAGGAGACGCAGAACUCUGGGAGCACGGCGGGACCCCCGACACCUGACUUUGACUACAUCGAGCCUUCUGGGAGCGGGCGCUUCGCGGGGAAGGAGUGGUACUACGGUAAAGUGACCCGGCACCAGGCAGAGGUAGCGCUCAAUCAGAGGGGCACAGAGGGAGACUUCCUCAUCAGAGACAGCGAGUCCUCGCCCAACGAUUUCUCCAUAUCGCUGAAGGCCCAGACCAAAAACAAGCAUUUCAAAGUGCAGUUGAAGGACAACCUGUACUGCAUCGGACAACGCAAGUUCAGCUCCAUGGAGGAACUGGUGGAACACUACAAAAAGGCGCCGAUCUUCACCAGCGAGCAGGGCGACAAACUGUACCUGAUCAAGGCCCUGGCUGCCUCCUGAUCCGGAUCACGACCCGCAUUGGAAAUCUCGAGCCACGUGGCAGGACUGAGAGACUUGGAAAAUAGAGCAUUCCAACAUCGGAAAGGAAAGGGAAAGGGGUGGGGGACGGACGGACGGACGGUUGGUUUUGGACUCCCGUGUUCGUGCUCAGAGACCGCUUCAUGGUUGGACGUGUAUCAAAAUACCAUUCUGUUUAGGGCCUAGGUGAUGUAUUUUGCUGUUAACAUGUAUUAGAAUUACAACUUAGGUUUUCUCUUCUUAAUAUAUAUCCUUUUUUUUUUUUUUUUUUUUUUUUUACAGCUUCGUUCAGUAAUUGUGUCGUCGGAUUACUCCUCCAUCCGUUUGUUGAAUUUCAGAAAACUGAUGAACUGCACAGUUUUCCACAUCGCCUGCUUUUCAAAUCGCUUGAAUAAAGCAACUUAGAGAGUUGAUUGAUUGAUUAAUUAAUUAAUUAAACAUGCUAUAUUUACUAUAUUUAUAGGGAUCCAACAUUUCUUCAGAAUAAACAUGGGCGAGCGACCAAAGCCCGUCAUCUAGCACGGUUUUAGCCACGUUUUGUUUUUCUCAGUGUUUACAGAGAAUAUCAGAAGAAACAGCCGCUUACAGCUUAACAGGAUGUCGCGGCUGCGUUCUUCCUGUCUUCACAUCACGUCAGGCUGAAGAGAGAGAGGGGACAGGAAACUGUGCUAUAUUUAAAAGCUCGAUCCUUUUUUUUUUGAGUGAUGGAUGUUUCCUGAGCAUGCUCGAGCAGUAAGAAUGGUGAAGCUGAAGCAAACUGGAGUCCUGAGUUUGAUUUCUUACACAGGUUGGGUGUCGGCGGUCGUUUUCGUGCGUGGCGUAUACGUUUCACUGCAAAGUGGCUAGAUGUUUGCUUGCACCUUGCAUUAACAAAGAUGAUAAAGAUAGGAGUUGACACUUGGUACUUCACGUUAUCUGCGUUUUGGAUCUACAGCACAGUAUGCGGAGUAGCUGUCUCGCCAGCGUUGUAGUCGAGUCCGAGAACAAGACCCCAACUGCACCGUGUGACGGUGGCUGUUGCUGCCUUUAUACGGUAUGAAAGCGUCUCUGCUACUGGGUUGGGCCAACGUUCCUGCUCGACUGCUGUUCCGUUUUAGUUGAUAGGCUACAGAUAACAAGCUUGUUCACCAAGCCCCGCCCAUUAUCAACAGGGCAGAUGACACGAGAGAGGGUUAACGCCAGCUAGUUCGUCGCUCAGCAAGCCCCGCCCACCAUCAACAGAGCAAUGAACAUAGCGUGUCACUUCCCCGUCGUCUCCUCGAUAGUUCUUCUACAUAUGGAACGCAUAGCAGUGCAUUUUUUCCCACUGCAUGAGAAGUCUAGUCUGGCUAACGCGACUUCAAAGCUCGGCGAGCUAUUGGUCUGGCAAAGAUAUUCAGCCCAACCGUUUCCCAAAGUGCGUGGUUGACCCGCCUCCCUGAAAUGUCUCGGUUUGCUACUGGUCGAAGCCAGAAAAGGCUGUGACGAAGCUUAAACCAAUCACAUCACUCUUUCCUCUGACGUAUGUGACGCGACGGGGCUAACUGGUAGAUUAAACUCUUACCGAAGCCGGUCGGGAGCAAGGCGAAAACGUCCUUCCUUUCAAUAAAUACCUCCAGGGCUGCUCUUUGCUCCGUUUUCAAUGAGAACUUGCUCCAUGUUCGUAAUGUUUGUAGUGAAUGAAGCGCUUCCGGCAUAGAUUCUGUAAACAAUCUAUGGCUUCCGGUCGCAGUUCUACCACGUCAGUGCCUUGAACACGCCUCUACCCAGGGCCGUUGGAGAUGCUCAAAGUUGAUUGGCUCCCGAUUUUUCGGGAGCUUGGAAGAGCUGGAGAUAGCUUGCCUGGCCAGACUAAGCUCGCAACAGGCCCUCGUGUUGCGUCACACUUAGGAUGGGCGGGCCCAGGCUGCGAGAAGUCUGAAUAAGCAAAGCGGACAAUCCUAGCGGCGUUCUCUUCAAGCAUUUUAGCGCCAUUAACGUUAGUUUGUUCCUGAACGUGACAUAUGACCAGGUGAACGUGCGUUCUCUUGAACAAAAAUUAAUGUAGAUAUAAAUAUUUUAUUCCGAAUUUUUAGGGCACGUUACAAAAAAUAAAGAAAAAAUCCGAGUGUCCAAUUUACGAGGCCGAAUGCGGUUAACGCCUGGACUUGAGCACUACAAUGGUAGUGCGUCUCUGAUCUACUGCCUAUCAACAUGGAACGCGUCUUUUCCUCCCCCUCCCCCCACAAGAUACCGAUGUGUACCGUAUAUAGCUUUCUGAAACGCUUGCCAUCCUUCUGUUACGUUUGUACCAGGGCUUUGAACCGGAAUUUUUUUCCUAUUGGUUCGUUCCGAACAGAAACGGAAUUUUAACGUUUCCGGUUUUGGGUUCCACCAUUAAAUAGACGUUCCCAAACCGGUUAGAACAAAAAAAUUUCGCUCCCGGAACGGUUAAUUACGUUCCCUGUCAGCUGUUUAACAAAUGGCUAUAAAAUUAUGUCUCUGUCUCAUCCAGCUUAAGCCAAAUGUAGGCUAAUUCUAUUACAACCUUCAUUAAAUAAGACAAGAAAUAAUUCAAAACAAUUAUUAUUUCAAAUGUUGGCGAUUUGGAUUCUCAGUAUGUCUUCCCAUCUACACAAACAGAAAAAGUGCCAAAAAUGAAAGAUAAUUCGUUUAGUGUGUUACCAAAGGCUAGUCAGGCCCUAUAGAGGGCUACCGCAUGACGUCACCGCGCCGCGAGAUUUUGUUAGGCGCCAUAUUGGAAGACCAAGUACACAUCUAUGCAAGUACAUACAUACAUAAAACAAACUACACCUGAAAUGUAGCCAGGGCCGGUUCUGCCCUAAUCUGGACCCGGGUGCAACAUCGCGCAACCCCCCCCCCCAAAAAAAACACCAGUCUAAAUCAGGACAACCAUCACAUAACUAUAACUAUAAACAUUUUAUAUCAACUAUUUUAACUAAAU
Molecule: messenger RNA, 4211 nt
Organism: Neoarius graeffei (lesser salmon catfish)
Lineage: Eukaryota; Metazoa; Chordata; Actinopteri; Siluriformes; Ariidae
Gene: nck1b
Product: NCK adaptor protein 1b
Exons: 5
Coding region: 125-1270 (381 amino acids)
Biological process (GO): negative regulation of PERK-mediated unfolded protein response; negative regulation of endoplasmic reticulum stress-induced eIF2 alpha phosphorylation; positive regulation of endoplasmic reticulum stress-induced intrinsic apoptotic signaling pathway
Molecular function (GO): ephrin receptor binding
Source: RefSeq, a predicted model, not a curated record